Molecule: messenger RNA, 2731 nt
Organism: Bombus huntii
Lineage: Eukaryota; Metazoa; Arthropoda; Insecta; Hymenoptera; Apidae
Gene: fbl
Product: pantothenate kinase 3
Exons: 10
Coding region: 413-1633 (406 amino acids)
Biological process (GO): coenzyme A biosynthetic process
Cellular component (GO): nucleus; cytosol
Molecular function (GO): ATP binding; pantothenate kinase activity
Source: RefSeq, a predicted model, not a curated record
UUGUUCUGAAAAUUUAAAAGGCAAAUAAGGCUUAAAGAAGGAGUACAAAAACUAGUUUUUAAGAUAGUAUUAACCAAUAGCUAUCACGCGAUAUUGCUAAACCUACAUAAACAGUGAUUGUGAUGCAAGUUUUAUGAGAUUAUAUAAAUUGAAUAACAUGUCUAAUAAUUUAGAUACCUUAAGUGAAACUACGACAAAUUAUAAAUCAAUAUUAUAAUAGUACUAGUUCAUUAAUGAAACAAAAUUACUACUCAAUAAUAAAAUAGUCAAGCGAUCAACUUAAAAUCAACCUAAAAUUUAAUCAUUAAAAAUUAGACAAUUUCUUAACAAAUUUCCUUAAGAAAAAAUUAAUUGUUGUUUGAAAUGGCGUCUCCAGUCAAGGAAUUAGAUAUUAUAUUAAAAAGAACUGUAAAUGACUCGAAGAACAGUAAUGAGUCCUCAAACUUAUAAAAAUCAUAUUACAACAAAAGCUAUGGCAUCCAAUGGUUAUACUGAUUCUGAGACUCCAGUCAAGGAGUCCAAAAACCAUUCAUCACCUUGUGAGUUAUUCAAGUCAAUGCCAUGGUUUGGUAUGGAUAUAGGAGGUACAUUAUCCAAAUUGGUAUAUUUUGAACCGAAAGAUAUUACAAGAGAUGAAGCAGAUGCAGAAGUUGAGACUUUAAAAAAUAUUCGACGAUAUCUAACUAGAAAUUCAGCAUAUGGGAAAACAGGUCAUAGAGACACACACUUGCAAAUGGAUAAUGUUUGUAUCAGAGGUAGACGUGGUACAUUACAUUUUAUUAGAUUUCCUACAAGUGAGAUGGGAAAUUUUUUAGCAUUAGCAAGGUCUAAAGGCAUGGCAAAUCUUGUCACAACAGUUUGUGCUACUGGUGGUGGUGCAUAUAAAUUUGAAAAAAAUUUUAAACAAGAAGUAAAUAUGAAUUUAGCAAAAUUUGAUGAAUUAGAUAGUUUAAUACGUGGUAUGCUCUACAUAGAAACAACAAAUCCACACGAAUGUUAUUACUGGUCACAUCCUACAGAUGAUAGUAAAUGUCAGAAGGUUCCCUAUGACUUUUCUGAACCCUACCCGUUUUUGCUUGUAAAUAUAGGAUCAGGAGUAAGCAUAUUAGCAGUUUAUGGGCCAGAAAAUUAUAAAAGAAUAUCUGGUACUAGUCUAGGUGGUGGCACAUUUUUAGGAUUAUGUUGUUUACUAACUGGAUGCAACACUUUCGAAGAGGCAAUAGAAUUAGCAACUGGAGGUGAUAAUACUAGAGUAGACAAAUUAGUUAAGGAUAUUUAUGGUGGGGAUUAUGGUCCAUUUGGUCUUCCUGGCGAUCUUGUUGCAAGCAGUUUUGGACAGAUGAAUUCUAAAGAUCGACGGAAUGCAGUUAGCAAACAAGAUCUCGCACGCGCAACACUUGUUACCAUUACAAACAAUAUUGGUUCUAUCGCGCGUAUGUGUGCCGUCAAUGAAAAAAUUGAAAGGGUAGUAUUUGUAGGAAAUUUUCUUAGAGUAAAUCCUAUAUCAAUGAAACUUCUGGCCUAUGCUAUGGAUUAUUGGUCUAAAGGAACGAUGAAAGCUUUGUUUUUAGAGCAUGAGGGUUAUUUUGGUGCAGUAGGAUGCCUACUUCAAUUUAAGGGUGAAGCAAACUAAUAUUAUAGAAAGACGGAUAAUAUAUAUAGCAUUCCAUUUGAUAUUCUAACUUAAAUGAAUCUUUUCAUGAGGGUGGUUAUGUAAUUAUUCAACAUAAUUAUUUAUUUUUGUUAUGUAAUAUCAACUUUCUCAGGUAGUAUUGUAUAUGUUGUAUAUGCAAUGUUACAUCAAAUUUUAAUAAUGGUAUAAAAUUAAGGUCAGGAUUGUAUAAUUUUGAAAUGUGACUAUAUUUAUUAAUGAAUGAGCACAGUAUAAUUAUACACAAUAUAAUCAUUUUAAAACGCGUUACAUGAUUAUUACAUAAAGACCUAAUGUGGGCACAAACCUUGCACGAGUUUGUAUAAGAAUUUUCAAUGGACCAAAACGCAUACAAUUUACCACACAAUAUUCUUUGUAUCAGUAAAAUGAGUCUACCUCGUAUUUUACUUUCUAAAUGUUUUUGUAAAUACGUAUAUACCCAAAUUCUUACAAACAAGGCAUGAUAUUUACUAUUAUUGAUAUUACACGAUUUUUCAAUUGUUCACAAACAAAAUUGUGACAAAAAAAAUUGCAAGAAAGAAAUUGCAUUAAUGAGUACUUAAUAUGUGUUAUUACUAAUGACUUCAUUAUUGAUACAUUUUUAUUUUUAUCAUUAAAAAAAAUAUAAAAUUAUACUUGAUCUAUGAUGAUAAUGGUUAAAAUUAAUACAAAGCAUAUUGGUUGGUGGCGACUUUUAUAGGUUAUUUACAUGCAUUUUUUAGUUAUUUGAAAACUACAUUGAGUAAUGUGCAUUCAUUAUUAUUAAAUAUUAACGCGUUAUACAUACAGUGCUUCAAAAUGUAGACACGUAGCAUAUUGUUACACACUUUUUAAUAGAAUAAUUUAUAAUGUGAUAAGCAAUAGAAAGAUAAAAUACCUAUUAUCACAAUAUUUGUACUAUAGCACUAUAAAAAGAAUGUUUUUUCUAAACAUAUUUUAUGAUAUGUUUAACGUUAUAGCCAACAUUUAUAUGAAUUUACAAAUACAAAAAGAGAACAAAUUUGUUUAUAAGCUUAUUUUUAUGGAAUAGAAACAAAUGUAAUUUUCUUAUAUCAAUAAAUAAUUCCUUAUUGACCCCGA